Messenger RNA from Effrenium voratum, 3681 nucleotides. NCBI's taxonomy places the organism in Eukaryota, Dinophyceae, Suessiales, Symbiodiniaceae. The record is from the annotation of a GenBank genome assembly.
CAUCCGGGGGCAUGCAACUCGCGCCAUGGAGAGGCGCUCCUCCGUGGGCGACCGAGGCUCUGCAAAUGACCGGGCUUCAGCGGGCAUUUCGCUGGAGGUGGCCCAUGGCUUCGGGUCCCAUGGCCGCCUGCGGGAGACCGUGCUCUUCGGCGACAUCGCCGGCCAGUACUUGGCCCAUGCGGUGGGGAGGCAGUUGGCCUUCCGCAACCUCCAGGGCGGCGAGGUGACCUUUGCAAAGGAGACGGACGAGACCGAGGCGAUCACCUCGUGCGCGGCCUCGCGGGACCGGUGCUUCCUGGCGGUGUGCCGGCACCGCAACAAGAGCAAAGUCUCGGUGUACGAGUUGGGGCCGCUGGCCACCAACCAACCGGUGCAGACCUUGGAGGAGCUCCAGGGCCGCGAUGGCCACGUGGGCCCCAUCACCGCAGUGGCCUUUUCCUCCGCCGGCCGUGCCAAUGGCGCGAAGGAGGAGGCCUCCUCCAGGCUUUGCGUGGCUUCUAGCGGCCGCCAUGCCCAGAUCAUCGUCCUGAACUGGCGUCUGAAUGAGGUGAUCGGGCGAUUUAUGCUGGAUGGGCCGCUCACCAGGAUCGCCUUCAGCCGCCUGGACUCGGAGCUGAUCUCCGGGUCAGGGCCCGACUGCUUCGACCUUUGGGUGCUCAAGGAAUUCCGAGACAGCGAGGGUGGAGAGGAUGCGAAGCUGGAAGCCAAGGAGAUGCAGCGCCUGCAGCCCAUCGAGGAGCUCAAGCUCUACGCGGCUACCUUCACGGACCACUGCUGGCUGCAGCCGGCGAACGGAACUCUGGCUUUGUGCACAGAGGAGGGCGCGGUGCACAUUGUUUCCAGCGGAACCGACUCAGAGGUGGUGGAUGCUCGUGCACAAGCAGAUUUGGACCCAGUACCAUACUUUAUUUGCAUCCUCGAGUCUCCCUUUGGCGGCUCCCUCUCGGGCCUCAACGUGCUGUGUAUCGGGUCCUUCAGCAACGGCUUCCUCGUGGCAGGCGCAGGCAGCAGCCUGGCAGUCUGGAACGUCCACUUCCUGCGCUUCUCGAAUGGCGGACAUCUCUUGGCUGCAGCGCAGGCGAAGCAGAUCCUCAUCUUCAGCGCCCGCACCCUGAAGAAGCUGGCAACCCUCCGGGGCCACCCUCGAGAGGUGGCCUCCCUGGCCUUCGACCCCUUGGACAAGACCUUGGUCUCUGUAGGAGAGGAUGGGAAGAUCUGCGAGUGGAGCACUGAAAACUGGAGCGCAGUCAACGAGUACGGCGCCCACGGGGAGGCCCUGGCAGUGGCCUCCGCUGGCGAGGGCUACGUGUGGGCCGGCGCCGUGGAGCCGGACCGCUGCGCCUUCCGGAGCUUCCGGCAUGGCGCCUACGAGGAGAGCGAGGACUUUGUGCUGCAUCCGACUGAGCGCAUUACCUCCAUGGAGCUCUACAGCAGACCCAGCGAGGUCUCGCUGCUGGCGGGGGAUCGCAGCGGCAACCUCCUGGCCUUCUGCGGGCUGACAGGGGUGCUGAGGACAGCUGCAAUGGGCUUGCACGCAGACGCGAUCACCGCGGUGCGCAUCUCUGCAGACGGCCACACAGUGGCCACUGCUGGCAAGGACGGCGCUGUCUUCGUGCUGUCGGCCGACGGCUUCUCGGACACUUCGCUCAGCGCCGGGCGAGGUCCCAUGGAGGUGGUCAUGAUCAAUCGCGGAGACAUCCAGCUGCGCCAGGACGAGAUCUCGGACCUCAGUGCCCAGAUCUCCGCGUUGAAAACCCAGCUGGAGGAGAACGCAGCGCGUUUGCAGAGCGAGCUGAGAGCUCGGGUUGAGGAGGCCAGGAAGCAGGACCAGGCGACGAUCGUGUCUCUCCGCGGCAAAUACGAGAAGCUUCAGCAGGCCUCCACGGUGAAGGAACGAGACAGCCUGCGGAAGAUGAAGGUGAUGGAGGAGCUCCAUGUCAAAGCGGCCGACGAUCAGGAAAAGGCCUACGACAAGCGCAUGCGAGCGGACUCUGAUAGCUAUGAUGCUCUGCAGGCUGAGCUCAGGGACCUUGAGGCCCGCUUCGAGCAGAACCGACAGCGGGCCCAGCGGACAGUGGAGCAGCAAGAGCUGAAGCAGGAGAAGGAAGUGCAUCGGCGGCUCAACGAGAAGGACACCGAGAUUCAGAAGCUGAAAGAGCUUAUCGCCUUCACUCAGAAGCGCUUUGAUGCUAUGCUGGACCAGGAAGGUAUGGAGCAGGCGUUGGAAGUCUCCGAGAUCAAAAAGAAGAACCAGGAGGAGCUAGAGCAGCAGCACCUAGUGGAGUACAAGCUGAAGAAAGAUCAGGACAUGUUAGUGAGAGGCUUGGACAUGAUGGAGAAGGACAAGGACCGCAUCGCCAUGGAGCAGCGCGAAGCCAGUGUCAACAUCAGCAACCUGCGGUCGGAGGCCGAGCUCAUGAAGCGGGAGGUGACCUCUUUGAAGGUGGAGCGCAAGGAGCGGGAGGCCACGCUGAGAGACAAGGAGAUGGAGAUCGGCACCCACAAGGUCAAGGUGCAGACGCUGAAGAAGUUCAAGCAUGUCUUGGACUACCGGCUCCGGGAGGUCACCGACUCGCUGAAGCCCAAGGAGGAUCUCAUUGCGCAAUUGCACACGCAGCUGCAUGCGCUGGAGGAAGAGUUCGAAAAGCAGCUGGAGAUCCAGACCCAGAUGGAGGCUGUUCUGGAGACCAAGGCCCAGCAAGUUGCCUCCUUGGCAGCAGAGGUGGACAAGCAGAAGGAGGUGCUCAGACAGCGCGAGCGGGCCAUCUUCCGCUUCUGCGCAGACCUCCAUGAGCUGGCCACCGGCGGAGAGGACACGCGGAACUGGCACAUUGGAAUGAAGAAGAUCUACCGCGACCAUGUCAACCCGGAGAUCUUCCACCAGGACGAAGAGCAGACGCGGCCGGUCCAGGAGAUGGCCCGCCAGAUCCAGGUCAUGGAGAGGAAGGCGACGAUGCUGGCCCUGCGCGGGAAGAAUGGGGAGGCCACAGCCAAGGCGGACAUCAUCAGGAAGACCCAAGAAAACUCCCUGCUGAUCCAUGAGCUGGAGGAGCUUCGCACGGAGAAGAAGGCGCUCCAGGCCGAAGCGAAGGAGCUGGAGCUCCAGCUGCGACUCGGGCAAAACGUCCAGCAGGUGAAAGCGGCCCUUCCCAGUACGGAGACGCCCCCUCCAGCACUGGAGCAGCUGCCGCAGGCGGUGCGAGAGAUCUUCGAGGAGGCGCCAGAGGUCCCGAGGAAUGUCAUGAAAGGCAGCACCUUGAAGAAGGCUGAGAAGAGCACGCACCACAAGUCGCCGGAAGAGCUGCGGCAGAGGAAGAAGGCCCUGCGCCAGUCGGAGACCGCAGAGCAGCGGCUUACACGGCAGAGGAUUCGGGAGCAUUUGGUCCCAGGAGAGCUGGAGAGCAUGCACAAGCGUCGCAGCGCGGAGCAGAACAGUGUGGCCAGCGAGUCCAGCGGCUCGGUGCCCCCGAGCUGCGCCUCGGUGCCCGCGGGCCCGGCGCUCUCCGUGGUUCGCUUCGGUCGCUCCACGCCUGGCUCCUCCGUGGACUCAGUGUAGGCGCGGGCUUGGGCCAAGGAAAUCCGAGGAAAGGCUUUGGAUGGAGGCAACUGCAAAGACCUGGUUCAGGUGUCGCCUGAGCUCGCUUUAGCGAACGUAGAAGCUGUCCCAAUCAAGAGCUGGCU